GUAAUAACAUGUGUCUCUUCUAAUCCUUAAUUCCACAACAUACUCCCAAUUCCAAAGUUUCGGAAUUUUCCAUUUCUAGCUCAUCCAAACAGCGCCGUAUAUAUCAUACAUACAUACAUAUAUAUAUAGAUAGAUACAUUCUAGUGGCAUAAAUAUCUAUGGCUGACUCCUCACAAAAUCCGCACAUGAGUCAACAAGAUCAAAAUACUUCUCCAGCUCCUCCUCCUCCACCCCCGCCGCCGCCGCCGCCGUCGUCCGCCAAGACGGCGAUUGGGAUGAGCCCGCCGAGGGUUCAGCCGCCGCACGUGCAACCGAGCAUUAGUACGGAGACGCUUCCGUCGCCGAAGAAGGUGAAGACGACGGCCACCGCCGGCGACGAUUCAGGAAGCAGCCGGCCGUCGGGAGGGAAGCACUCGAGUUAUCGAGGUAUAAGGAGCCGUAGCGGGAAAUGGGUAUCGGAAAUUCGGGAACCGAAGAAGACCACGCGUAUAUGGCUGGGGACCUACCCCUCGCCGGAGAUGGCCGCCGCCGCCUACGACGUGGCGGCGCUGGCGCUGAAGGGGAGCGACAAUGCUGUGUUGAACUUCCCCGAUCGCGUCGGCCGGUAUCCUGUCCCCGGGUCUCCUUCGCCGUCGGAUAUUCGGAAGGCGGCGGCGAGUGCGGCGGCGAUGAUGAAGGCCGAGGAGGAGGCGGAGGCGUCCGGCGGCGGAGAGGCGGAGAAGGAUGAAUCGGCGGCGGAUUUGAUGAGCAGUACUGGACAUGAAUUCAUCGAUGAGGAGGCACUGUUUGAUAUGCCCAAUCUGUUGAUGGAUAUGGCGGAGGGAAUGCUCGUCAGCCCGCCGCGAAUGGCGUCGACGGCGUCCGACGACUCGCCGGAAAUUUCAGACGCCGAAAGCCUCUGGAACUAUUGAUCAUUCUAUUUUAUAUAUUUUUGAUUAAAUUAUAUAUAUAGAUAUUUAUUGUGGUGAGGAAUCACAAAUUAAAAUAAAUUAAACACAGAGAAAAAAUAUCAAUUGAAUUUCAUUGUACGAUCGAUCGAUUUCUUUUCAUUUCGUGACUAUACACAUUCGUAAAUUCCAAUUA
Andrographis paniculata is the source of this 1083-nucleotide messenger RNA. Its product is annotated as ethylene-responsive transcription factor ERF027-like. Gene Ontology annotation, biological process: regulation of DNA-templated transcription. The transcript has a single exon. Gene Ontology annotation, molecular function: DNA-binding transcription factor activity; DNA binding. The record is from RefSeq and is a predicted model, not a curated record. NCBI's taxonomy places the organism in Eukaryota, Viridiplantae, Streptophyta, Magnoliopsida, Lamiales, Acanthaceae. The coding region runs from base 159 to 911 and encodes 250 amino acids.